This is a messenger RNA of Lecanosticta acicola, 591 nucleotides long. NCBI's taxonomy places the organism in Eukaryota, Fungi, Ascomycota, Dothideomycetes, Mycosphaerellales, Mycosphaerellaceae. The record is from the annotation of a GenBank genome assembly.
AUGGUAUGUCUUGAGGUACAUAUUCGUAAGAUCAUAUAUUGACCAUGUGCAGGCGGCGCAGAAUUCAGCAGGAAUCCAGACGCUGCUGGAGGCAGAGAAGGAAGCCCAGAAGAUCGUGCAGAAAGGUAUGAUCUUCCACAUUACUGGGACCAGGGUAAAGAGCUAACCGUGGAACAGCAAGAGAGUGUAUGUCUAGCGACAGGUCACCCGCGACCUUCGAAGCCGAGCCCAGCGCAUGCUAAUCCCACCCACAGACCGAACGAAGCGAGUAAAGGACGCCCGAUCAGAAGCGCAAAAGGAGAUCGAAGAGUACAGAGAUCAGAAGGAGUCGGAAUUCAAGGAAUUCGAGAAGCAGGUAUGGGGAAACUCUCGUCAUGUUUGGUCUCGGUGGGACAUAUCUGACAACGGGAACAGCACACAUCGGGCAACCAGAAAGCCGAGGAGGACGCAGAAAAGGAUACGCAGCAGAAGCUGGACGAGAUCAAGCAGAUUGGCCAGAAGACCGGUCCGAAAGUGGUGGAUGAUCUUAUCAAGGCUGUCAUGACUGUCGACCCGCAGGUGCCUGAUCGCGCGGAGCAGCCUUCUGUAUGA